AUGGAGGACGUGAAGAGAGAAGAACCCGAGGUGGUGGCUGAAGAGCGCCCCGUCGCUGAGGAUGGAAAUGAUGAGGAAGAGAUCACCGCCAUGAAGCGCCGCGUUGCUGAGAUGGAAGCAGAGGCGGAGAAGCUCCGUGAGAUGCAGGCCACUCUGGAGGAGCGCGGCCAGGAAGCCAACAGCGAGGAGCGAUCUGACGUGGACAGCCGCAGCAUCUUCGUGGGAAAUGUCGACUACUCGGCGUCCCCCGAGGAAAUCCAGGCCCAUUUCCAGGAGUGCGGUUCCAUCAACCGCGUCACCAUCCUCCUCGACAAGUUUACCGGCACGCCUAAGGGUUACGCCUACGUCGAGUUCACGGAGCCCAGCCUUGUCGCGCAGGCCCUCGUACUGAACGACAGCGUCCUGAAGGGCCGAAAUAUUAAGGUCACCCCCAAGCGAACGAACAUUCCUGGCAUGACUAGAGGUCGAGGACGUGGUCGUGGAGGCUUCGGCGGAAGAGGUUCUUAUGGUGGAAGAGGUGGUUACAUCCCUCGUGGCGGAUACCGUGGUGGAUAUCGCGGACGUGGCCGCGGCGGCUACAACCCCUACUAG
This is a messenger RNA of Pseudomassariella vexata, 591 nucleotides long. RefSeq lists its product as uncharacterized. The record is from RefSeq and is a predicted model, not a curated record. Lineage: Eukaryota; Fungi; Ascomycota; Sordariomycetes; Amphisphaeriales; Pseudomassariaceae. The transcript has 3 exons. The coding region runs from base 1 to 591 and encodes 196 amino acids. Gene Ontology annotation, molecular function: RNA binding.